Messenger RNA from Aethalodelphis obliquidens (Pacific white-sided dolphin), 2391 nucleotides. It is a transcript of the gene KHK, whose product is annotated as ketohexokinase. Gene Ontology annotation, biological process: fructose metabolic process. Bases 505 to 1401 code for a protein of 298 amino acids. The transcript is spliced from 8 exons. The record is from RefSeq and is a predicted model, not a curated record. NCBI's taxonomy places the organism in Eukaryota, Metazoa, Chordata, Mammalia, Artiodactyla, Delphinidae. Gene Ontology annotation, molecular function: ketohexokinase activity.
GGAUGCCGGGGUCCGGGCCGCAGCUGCGAGGCCAGACUCAACACCGCGGGCCUAGAGUCUGGAGAGGGAGCCGCGGGUGCAGGAGAGGGCGGGACAAGCGAUGCCUUUCUGCUGCACUUUCUCUUGGCAUUCAUGAGGUUGCCUAGCUGCGCUUCAGAGAGAUUUGUAUUAGCUCGGAGUCCGUCUGACAAGUGAGGAAACAGGGCGAGAAUUUGAAGGCGUAGCCAUCUCCUGGGCCACGCAACCUGCUAAGGGGAGGCCAGGGACCAAGACCGCGGGGUCUGCACUCCCAGGCCCGCUGGGGUCGAUGCGCGUGGGGAGCAAGAGCCCGGCUCCGUCCUCUGCACCUCGCCGCUGCAGGAGGCUCCUUGGAGGAGGAGCUCGGGACGCGGAGGAGGAGCCAGUACAGACUCUGGGAGCUGGGACACGAUUCUCCGGGAUAAGAGGCAGAGCCCGGGAGGAACCCCGUCAGCCGAGCGGGCAGAAAUCUCCGGGAGCAGCAUCAUGGAAGAGAAACAGAUUCUGUGCGUGGGGCUAGUGGUGCUGGACAUCAUCAGUGUGAUGGACAAAUACCCGGAGGAGGACACGGACAGCAGGUGCUUGUCCCAGAGAUGGCAGCGUGGAGGCAACGCAUCCAACUCCUGCACUGUCCUCUCCCUGCUUGGAGCCCCCUGUGCCUUCAUGGGCUCGCUGGCCCCGGGCCACGCUGCCGAUUUUGUCCUGGACGACCUUCGCCGCUAUUCCGUGGACCUACGCUACACGGUCUUUCAGACCACAGGCUCCGUCCCCAUUUCCACAGUCAUCAGCAGCGAGGCCAGUGGUAGCCGCACCAUCAUACAUGCCUACAGGAACCUACCAGAUGUGUCUGCUAAAGACUUUGAGAAGGUUGACCUGACCCGGUUCAAGUGGAUCCACAUUGAGGGCCGAAAUGCAUCAGAGCAGGUGAAGAUGCUGCAGCGGAUAGAACAGCACAACGCCAGGCAGCCUCCAGAGCAGAAGAUCCAGGUGUCUGUGGAGGUGGAGAAGCCGCGAGAGGAGCUGUACCAGCUGUUGGGCUACGGAGACGUGGUGUUUGUCAGCAAAGAUGUGGCCAAGCACUUUGGGUUCCAGUCAGCGAAGGAGGCCCUGAGGGGCCUGUACGGUCGCGUGAGGAAGGGGGCUACGCUGGUCUGUGCCUGGGCUGAGGAGGGUGCCGAUGCCCUGGGCCCUGAUGGACGGCUGCUCCACUCCGACGCUUUCCCACCGCCCCAGGUGGUGGACACUCUGGGGGCCGGAGACACCUUCAACGCAUCCGUCAUCUUCAGCCUGUCCCAGGGGAAGAGCAUGCAGGAGGCACUGAGCUUUGGCUGCCAGGUGGCGGGCAAGAAGUGUGGUCUGCAGGGCUUCGAUGGCAUCGUGUGAGUGCCCUGUGGCAGGAAGCACCGGCUCACAUCCCCGCCCCGGGCCAGCAACACUGGCUGCCGUCGCCCUCUCUUCUCUGGCCAGCUGGCAUCAGGCUGCCUUGCCCCCCCAGGCAGAUGCAGGCUGUGGGAGGGCUCCACCUGUGACCUGGCAUCUCACAUGGCAGAGCUGCAGAGCAAAUAAAUCUUCCCCAGAGCCAGCUUCCUUCUGGCAGUCUGUUUGUCUUCGAUGUCUGAGCUGCUCUGGCUGGGGAUUCUGGAGGCUUUGAUCCUGCAGUCCUUCGCCCUUUUUUUCUCUAGUCCCCAAAUUCACCUCCUGCCCAGGCCCAGAGGAGGGGCCACCCAGACCAGAGCAGCAGGAAGUGCCCCAGGCUUGCCACCAGCUGUGCCCCUGCUGGGGCCCCAGCUCAGGGUAGAGGGCCAGACUUCCAGCCUUCCUGGUGGGGGAGGAGACUUAACCCCUUGCACCCCAGGGAACCUUCCAAAUAACCACAAGCCAUGAGAAAAGCUCCUCUGGGCCCCAGCUCUGUCACAAGACUCCAGUGGCCACAAGUGUGUCCACAUGGCUGAGCCAACCUGACAGGCCAGCGGGCAGGGAGCCUCCUCUGGUUUGGCGGCGCCUCUGCAGUCCAAAAAUAUCUCCCCAAUGACUGACCCCGAGCCUGACCGCCCCCCCUUGGAGCCGCCUUGUGGUUAAGGCGGUGCCUGCGCCACAAAUAUGACCCGGAAUGCAAAGCAUUGCUUUCCCUGGGGGAGACCUGGUCUGAGGGCAUAUGGGAAUUGGUGAAUUUCCACAUGGGAGUUGGGGCAGGGGGGUGAGGCCGUAGAAUGUGAUAAAAGGUAUGGGCUUUAGGCUCAGACAGGCCUGAAUUCAAAUCUGCCACUUACUUAGCUAUGGGACCAUGAGUACAUUACUGAACUCCAUCUUCCCCAAUUUCCUCAUCUGUCAAAUGGUGCUAAUUCUGCCUGGUCAUAGAAUUAUCGUGAGGAU